This is a messenger RNA of Neolamprologus brichardi, 4113 nucleotides long. Lineage: Eukaryota; Metazoa; Chordata; Actinopteri; Cichliformes; Cichlidae. The record is from RefSeq and is a predicted model, not a curated record.
UCAGGGAGGAUGAAGCUGACCUCUGAGGAUCCAGACCUCCAGCUCCUUAUGGCUGUAUAUGAUGAGAACAUCCUGAAGAAUCCUUUCUACCUGGCCUUGGAGAAGCAGAGACCCGACCUUUGCAGCCAAGUGGCAGAGCUCCACGGCAUCGUUCUGGUGCCGUGCUGUGGAAGUUUGACCCUCAGCAGCUACUCGGACUCUCACUUCGACAGCUAUGUGCUGCAGCCCGAGGAGGACGGUUAUAAGACUGCGGACGGGAAGGAGGUCCGGAUCCAGGACAGGCAGGUCCUGCUGGGAUCCGGGUUCCCGGCUCCAGUAUCGAUCCCCAUCCUGUUCGAGGAGACCUUCUACAACGACCGGGAGCAAAGCUACAGCAUCCUGUGCGUCUCCAGGCCCAUGGAGGUGGACCCGAGCCUGUCCGAGGUCAGCACGCCGUCUUCUUACAGCCUGAGGAGCCUGGAGGACGUCAGGGAGUUCCUGGGCCGCCAUGCCCAGAAGAUGGACAAGCACAUCCAGAGCUUCUGUCAGGCCUUCAGGGAGCAGGAGAGGAAGGGACUCCGGCACCACAUAGACUCGGUGAACGGUCUUUACACUAAAUGUCUUCAGUGUCUGCUGAGAGACUCUCACCUGAAACUUCUGGCAAAGCAGGAGCUUCAGAUGACGCUCCUCAAACAGGCUGUGGAGAUGUACGUUCAUCAUGGUAUCCAUGAAUUAAUCUUUAACUUUGUGGGAACGCUUGAGGCCAGCCAGGACGCUGCCUUCAACAAAACCACCAGGAGUCUGCAGGAGCUGCAGCAGAAAGAGCUGGGAGUCAAACCCGAGUUCAGCAUAAACUUGUCUCGGGCUAAAAGAGAGCUGAGCCAGCUCAACCAGCAGACGUCCCCCCUCCUCAAACUGCUCUGCCUGCGUAGAGUCGCGCUGACCGCCACCCAGACCCCGAGACGCACCGGUACUUACUCUGUUAAAUCAGAUGCUUUUGAGCUUUCGAUAACGGGCGUGCCCACGAUGCCACGGAUGGCCAACCUGAGCUACAUCAGGAACUUCUGCUUCAGCCACUCGAGUAAAGAUGAGCUCAGCUACUGUCUGAGCACCUUUGAGGCGGCGGUGGAGUACAUCAACCUGGGGAAGCUGCAGAACUCUGGCUCUGGUGAGCUCAGCGACAAGGCGCUGUUCAAGGAGAGGAUGAGUCUGCUGACUCAGGGUGUAGCCACGCCCAUUAAUUGUCUGUUUGAGCACAUAGCAAAUGGAAAUGAAGAGGAGGUUGAACGCCUGCUGAGUGAUGGAGAGGCCGAUGAAGAUGUGAAGAUGUGUCAUCCUCUCUGCUCCUGUGACCUCUGUGACCUCCAGCUGUCCGGGCGGCUCAACGACCCGUCCGUCGUCACGCCGUUCUCCAGAGAUGACCGGGGUUACACUCCUCUGCAUGUCGCUGCUCACUGCGGUGAGUGGCUGCUAACGCGCAAAACGUGCCGUCUGGACCUGUUGAACGACAAAGGCGACACGGCGCUGCACAUGGCGUCGCGCUGGGGCUACGAGGGCAUCAUCCAAGUGCUCCUGGAGAACGGCGCGAGCACCCACAUCCUCAACAAGAGCAAGGAGUCGCCGCUGCAGUGCGCCCUGAACUCCAAGAUCCUCAUGCAGCUGCAGUCCACUCAGAACGGCCGGAAGCGCUGCGGCAGCGGCGUCGACUCUCCCAGCCGCUCGCCUCUGGCCUCAGACUGCAGCAGCCGCCGCUCCUCCGUCUCCAGCACCUCCUCCCUGGGCUCGGAGGUCAAACCAGAGGGAGAACGGGUCCGACACAGAGAGGUGGAGAAGCUGCUGCGAGCCGUGGCAGACGUGGUGAGGUUCCUGCUGGAGUGCAACGCCAAGCUGAAUAAAAAGGAUCACUAUGGCAACACGCCGCUGAUCCACGCCUGCCUGCGUGGAAAUCUGGACACAGCCACCGUCCUGUUACAGUAUAAACUUUGGAGUCGUUCCUGGGGGGUUCUCCAGCAGCUGUUCGCUCUUCAUCGCUGCACCGUCGUGCAAGACUUAUAUUCCUGUUGUCUUGUGCAGAACACUGAAAUCCUGCGAGCUCUGCAGAAAGCGUCCGGACUCUCCCCUGAUGAUGAACCGAUCAAACUCCUCUCCGUCCCCAAAGGAGCUCUGGCUCAUUCCUUCGUGCAGCGUCUGAGGCUGCAGGAUAACUCCAACAACAGGAAGCAGAAGCUGGCUCAGUCCAUCAGCAGGAUGCAGCAGAUGAGGAAGGGUUCUUCAGGUUCUCCACCCAGGUGUUCUCCAAACCUCAGCCAGGUGAAUCCGGACAGGUGGAGGCUGAGGCGAGGAGAGACGGUGGCGGUCAGCAACCCCACGGGAAGCCUCAAAGAGCGGCGCCUGGCUCGCUCUCACACCCUGGACACCGGCGCGCACACGCCGGAGCGAACGCUGACUGUGGCUGACCCGACAGACGUCGCGUGCGCUCCUGAACUACCCGACGGCGCCGGAUCUCUCUCCACCGACGCCUCCAGCUGCAGCACGGGCAGCGAGACCUCGCCGUCCACGCCGUCAACUACAUCAUCGCAGGUCGACGGCUCGGCCGACGUCCCGCUCGCAAACAUCCUGUCUGCUCAGUCGGACCCCGAAAGCCAGACCGACCGAGAUUUACACGCAGACUCUUCUGACGGCCGCCGUCGGCCUGGCGAGGAAGCUGAAGGCUUACCGUCAGAGCACGGGGAUGAAGACUCCACCCCUUAUCCCCUUAACCUGCCCUCCCCGACCCAGAGCGAAAGAGUCGAAGAGAGCAACGCCAAUCAGCAGCCAGAAGCCAGCGCGCAGUGAUGCAGGGAGCGUGGCGUGCAGACGAGCAGCAAGAAGACCGAAAGAAAAGCACACGAGACUCGUAUCAACCAAACGUCCUCUCGCUGCAGCGCGUCGGGUUUUAUUUGUCCCGCUCGCAGGUUUCUGCGUCCUCAGACAAACUGAAAGGGCGUCAGAGACGGCCCUGACUCAGAAACCUGGAUCAGGUUUAACCCGCACAGGCUCGGCGGCGCUCGUCUCCCUUUUUACUCGUUAACAUUAACUGGAAGCUGCGUUUCUUCCACCGACAGGUUUCUGAACUUUGUUUUUCCGAUGUUUGAAAACUGCUCGGCCCUUUUGUGUGGAGGCGAGCGAGAUCCGAACCAUCCUCGCGCAGGGAACUCUUUACAUUGAGCUCCAACACAAACAUCUCAGCUAAGUUUAAAGCACUUUCUACUUCCAGCCUUCAGAGAAAAAGGGAUGCAAGCUGCUUUCAUUGCUGUUCGAAUGUCCUCACUUUAGUUUGUGCUGCUGCUCUGUGACUUUUUUACUUUGGUUUAAUCAGGAUGAUUUUAUUUUAUUUAGGAGCUCCGUGUGUCUCCUUGUCCGCUGCUGAACCUCGCUGCGAGCUUUUAUCCAGCUUUUAUCCGCCGGCUGUUUUCCAAAUCAAAGUGUUUGAAGGAUUUCCGUCAUUUUACCGGCGCUGAUGAUGUUUGAGCGCCAACAUUAAAACCGCCCCCUCGAGUGGAGAGUGAGCCACGUUUAUAGUUUGGUAGAAAAACUGUAUGUAUCUGAAUACUGUAAGGCUUAACCCGAUGGGCGUGGCUUCUUUUGCAGAGAAGGUCACUGAACUGGACCUGUGGACUGUUUGUGCUCAUCACAAACUCUCGUGUGACCAUAAACUCAUCAGGAAGUGUUACUGACUCGGUUUCCUGUACAGGAAGUCUUUUUGCGUCGCCCCCUGCUGGUCGUUAGAACAAAUGCACCUUAACGCACUUCAGCGUUGACUUUCCUACGGCCAUGUUUUUUUAUGCUAUGACGUCCGUGGUGAUAAUUUAGCGUUUCAGCCUCUCGGCCAAAUCCGUGCACAAAGAAAAUGUGACAGCGGCCACAAACGUGGCGUGCGAGCGUUUCUAAACGGUCUUUGGUCAGAAGUCAGAGCUCCAUCAGCUCAGGUGGUUUAUUAACCUUCAGUAAGGACGUCGAGAACCGAACCAAACUGUCGGAGCUUCCUCUUGAUGCAAAUGAAAUCAUGACAUCAUCGAACACAAACUGACUGAACGACUGAAACUACAACAAAUCAGUCAGAUUUUUAUCCCUCUGUCAGAUUAAUUUCUGAGU